CGAGGACAAUUGCGGUCAAUCGUCGUCUUAGCAAAUGGGUUGUGUGCUAUUUUUUUUCCAGUGGUGCUGCUUUCAGUGACAUAUGUUGUCAUAGUGUAGCGUAAGCGAGUGCCGAAGGGCAAGCACAAUAUGGGUGAACCGCUUCUCAUACAGCUUUUCAUAGCAUCAGCUAUUCCGGUUGUGAAAAUUUUGCUCAUAUGUGGAAUCGGAGCCUUCUGUGCACGCAAGGGUCUGUUGACGGCGGAGGGUCGCCGGGUGCUGGGGGCCCUGUCCUUCCUCGUCUUCAACCCCUCGCUCAUCUUUGUUAAGCUGGCGAGCACGCUGACCCCCUCGCGGCUGCUGCACUGGUGGCCGCUGAUGCUCAAUACGGGUAUAAGCACCGCCGUGGGCCUGGGUUUGGGCUACCUCGGGGUGCGGCUGGUGCGACCCGUGGGUCACCUGCGACCCCACACCGUGGUGGCCAUUGCUCUGGGCAACCUGGGCAACCUGCCGCUGGUGAUCGUGUCCUCCCUGGCCGCCUCCUCCUCCGCGCUGCUGGGCGGCAUCCCGCCGGACCGCGCGGAGGACCUGGCUGUGAGCUACGUGGUGGUGGGGCUGCUGCUGCCCAGCAUCGCGCAUGCAACCAUAGGCUUUAGCAUGCUGCGUAAGCGGGAAGAAGCAGAGGCGCUGCCCGGCACUGCGGCUGCGGCGGAGGAGGACGGGCCGACAAAGGCUGAGGCGCAGUCAGCGCAGCAGCACCAGCCAAGUAAACCCAGCGCUGCAGCAACAGUAGCAGGUCCGGCUAGCACGGAUCUAGGACAAAAGGCCGCAAUGGUUGCGGACGUCGCUGCUGCUGCUGCUGCUGCUGUUAUCACCACCCCGCCGCAGCUGCUGUCCGCAGGCACCUCCCCCCACCCGCACUCGCAGCAGCAGCAAGCGCACUCGCAGUCGCAGCAACCGCAGCAGCAGCAGGGUAUGGAGCUGGUGGGGCUAAGGCACCACCACCACCAACAGCAACAACAGCUACUGCAUGACCGCUCGUGCGAGCUACAAGAAGGCCGGCAUGAGUCGUACCUGCAACCGCUGCAAGAUGAAAGCUUCAACCUGCAGCAGCGCGAGGAGCGGUUGGUGGGUGGGGGUUGUGUACGGCAGGAUGGGAAGCAGCACCUCCCUCUACAGAUGGCGGCUGAGCUGGCGCAUGAACACGACCGGGUGCCCCUCCUUCGGGAGGAGGCGACAGCGGUGGAGGAGACAGCGGCGGCGGCGGCAACAAAACCUGCGCUGGCCACCAACGGUUGGCACCACGACACGCACCGCUCACCCUCAUCGCAACAGCCGGCGAUGUUAGCAGAGUCGUACGGCAACCAUGCGUCGUACAACCAAACGUUGUACGACGACAACGGGGACGACGGCGGAGGGGUUUCCGGUAGGGGUGACGGCGGUGGAGGGGCUGGCGGGUGCGACGCGGAAGGCCGUGGCGACGGCGAUGG
Astrephomene gubernaculifera is the source of this 1469-nucleotide messenger RNA. Lineage: Eukaryota; Viridiplantae; Chlorophyta; Chlorophyceae; Chlamydomonadales; Astrephomenaceae. The record is from the annotation of a GenBank genome assembly.